Messenger RNA from Somion occarium, 1155 nucleotides. The record is from the annotation of a GenBank genome assembly. Lineage: Eukaryota; Fungi; Basidiomycota; Agaricomycetes; Polyporales; Cerrenaceae.
AUCUUGCUAAGUACCAAAUCACUUGCUAUCUAAACCUCUCUCCAGUAAACGUUGCGUCUACAACACGGCCUACUAUGUCUUCAGGAGAAGAAUCUGCCGGAGCAAGCACCCUACAAAGGAUAGUAGAAGCUGCAGAAGAGUUCGUGGAGAGGAUGACGGAUACGGAAUCACCUCCUAACGGAGCCACGGAGGGGAGCGAGGGGAAGUCGUCCAUGGAGGGGCGUAAGGCCAAAAUGGACCAGCUACGGAAGAAAUUGCGUUCUUCCGAACAAGCAAAUCGAGCUGCAGUCGUCGAGGAAAGUGCCAAGGCUAAACUGAAUGCACGAGAGGCGGCAAGGCUUGACCGACAACGCAAACUCGCUGAGGUGCUGCGCCAGAAGGCGGAUGCCGAGGACAACGGGGAAGAUAUUGAACGACUGAAGAAUUGGGAGUAUACAGUCGAGGAGAAUGACGAAUGGGAGAAGAAGAAGGCGCGGAAGGCAAGACGAGCUGAUUUCGAGUUUCAUGAUGAUGCACAUGCUGCACGUCGGCGAUACAAAAAGGAUCUCGAUUUCAUCAAACCUGACCUAGCAUCGUACAACAAACAGAAAGAAAUCGCCCUUGGCUUAGCCCCUGGAACUCUAGUCAAGGCUGGACAAUCGUCGUCUUCAUUUUCGUCUUCAUCCACAGCGAUCACAAAUUUCUACCCCUCGGGCGGAGCGUUACAAGUUGCCCCUUCGAGUAUUGAACAGCAACUGGCUGCAGAGUCUUUAUACCGGGACGCGAAUACCCUGCUCUAUGCAGACAACAAGCCGACUGAAGAUGCAAUUGACAGAGUUGUCAGCAAGCUCAACCGAGACAUUGACAAGAAGAAGAAAUUCUCAAGGAAGCGGCCUAAUGAAGAUGAGGGUGAUAUCACCUACAUCAACGAGCGUAAUCGCGUUUUCAACAAGAAGAUUGCUCGUUACUACGACAAGUACACAGCAGAGAUCAGAGCGAGUUUCGAGAGGGGAACUGCUCUAUAGUUGGACGUUUGUAUUUUAUCGCACCUAUAUCAUCUUGUAUCCGCACUGUAUUGUACAAUAUGUAAUCUCACCCGCUUCAUGCCUCAGACCAUUUAGAAUAGCGAGGAAAGAACGGACAGUGCAUGAAAUUUUAAAAAGAUGAAACACCCGU